CAAAAACACUGGCUCUUCCACUUUCGAAAACAGUCAGUUGUGUUACAAGUGCAUAUUGAAUAAGUAUAAAUGUGACUCAGUAUGUGUAUGUGCGCAGGUUGGGUGGCCUAAGUUCCUCACUCGGCACUCUUUUGCGGGAAUCACUCUCCCGACACUCGCUAAGGGAUCAGAUCUGCCGUGCGGUUCACUGCAGGCAUGCGCGAGGGGCAAAUAGGAGGGGUAGAUUAUAGGGGGCGGGUGCUGGUAUAUAAUACCCCACACAGAGGAGUCCCGUCUGUCGCCUGGGCUUGGGACCACUGUACGCAACAUCUAUGGGGCAGUAAUCCAUAUUCAGCUUUCCAUUUUUCCUUUUUUUUUUGAAAAAAUACCAAAUACAUAUCCAGUGCCUCUAGACAUGGGAGAUGUGCACAGACGCAGCUGCAAUUCUUCUUGUUACACCUGCUUAACUACAGAAAACAGGAGGACCUGUAAGAUCGGAAGGAUGCCCACUUCCAGCGGGUUUCUGAUGGUCACCAUGGCGCUAUCCCUGUAUUUGGUGGAAGCGGUGUCCACAGAGACACUGUGUGGUGGAGAGCUGGUGGAUGCACUACAAUUUGUCUGCGGCUACAGGGGCUUCUAUUUCAGUAGGCCCACCAGUCGAUCAAACAGCCGGCGAUCGCAGAAGGGAAUUGUGGAAGAAUGCUGCUUCAAGAGGUGCAGUUUAAGUCUUCUGGAACAAUACUGUGCAAAACCUGCCAAAUCGGAGAGGGACGUCUCUGCCACGGCGGUCCAGACCACACCACCAGUGCUGUCGCCUGUAAACCAGGAUAGCCCAAGAAAACCUUUGAUCGAGAAAUAUUCCAAAUAUGAAAUCUGGCAGCAGAAGGCAGCCCAGAGGCUGCGAAGGUGGAUCCCUUCAAUCCUGCGAUCCAAGAAGUCAAGGCGGCAGCCGGAGAAAUCGAAGGCCCAGGAGCGGGGCUUUGCGCACCGGCCUCUUAUUGCCCUGCCCAGUGAGCUGCCGCCCACGGAAAACCGUGUCACCAACAAAUGAAUGCAGGAGUGUUUGCUCAGACAAGAGUUGAACAAAAGACCAGGGGAUUAUAGCUUUGUUUGUGACUUCACCGCUAUAUGCCAGUCUUGUGAAACCCUCUGUUUCCCCGUGUCUUGCGCUCCUACAUGCACACACUCUGUCCUGUUUUCACUGUCUCUCCUUCCCACGCACAUAUUCUCUCAAAAAAAGAACUAAAUAGGUGUGUAUAUAUAGGUAAAUAAGGAAAAAAGGAAGAAACAAAGAUAAAAGAGAUUUAUGGCUUGGCAAGCAACAAGAGGACACAGAAGAAAGGUUUUUUUUUUUUUAAUGGGGAAGAAAACAAAAUGUGAAAAGCGAGUAUAAAAGACUCCCGUUCCAUGCCAGUUUCCUGAGAAAAAAAAAGUGCACCUUUUUGUUAAAUUUGUUAUUAGUUUGCACCUGUUACUAUAAAGAAGUGUAUCCACACUGUAAGGAGUUAGUUCGUUCAAUUAGAUUCCUCUUCCAGCACCUUUUUAUUGCAAACAAAACGCAGAAGGUUCUGCAAGUUGCACAUUGCCAUGGAUUAUGUCAAAGUUAUUGUUUUUAUGCAAAUAAAAUAGCACUAUUUUUUUACGCAAGCAAUGAACAUGUAACUCAACUCAAAUGUCAUGGUGCUACCUUUGGGAAUGGACUCGAAGUUAAGAAAGUGAAAAAAUGCACAUUUUUUCAUUCUUUGGGAAAAUUAUUAAACUUUCUGUUUUAGGAAAAGUGUGACUUUGAAGAAAAAAAAAAAAAAAAACUGCUUCGUUUUGGCAAUGUAGAAUGGAUUUCACUGUAUAGAGCCUUCGGUAUCCCACAGUACAUCGCCCGUGUCAUGGAAGGUGGAUACAUUUGGCUCAUUUGCAUUUGGCUGUGCUUUGAGAGGGUUGCUGUGAUGCUCAGAAGGGAAACGGCUUGAGGAUAACAAAGAGAUAACAUCAGAUUUCUGGAAGAUCAGAAGAUGGCCUCUCUGCUUGAGAAGAAAAAUUGUGUUAUUUUGAGGUAGAGGAACAUUACAGUCAUAGGACAAGUGUGAUGUGUUUCUGAUGUUGCUUCCAUUCUUUGUGAAAAAGAAAAAGAAAAAAAAAAGACAAAUACUGCUUUUGUACCAUGACAUUCCACUUUGCAAGAUAGAAAUGUUAAUUUUUUUAAAAAUAUCUUAUGGCUCCAUCAAUAUUUCCAAAAUACUCUGCAUUUCUAAAGAAAGCCACACAUUAAAAAAAAGAAAAAGCAGUAGAAAAUAUCAACUAACACUUUAUUUUAUAUUGUUUAUCAGUAGUAUUUCCAUGCUUUUGCUUGAGAACCAAUACUUGAAUAUAUAAAAUUAGUUUCCAGGGAUGUCAUGUUAUGUCUUGGAGUCUUUGAGUCUGAGCUGUAUCUUGAAAAAAAAAAAUGAGCCGCCAAGCUUUUUUUGUUUCAACACAGAUAAUGGCACUGU
Scleropages formosus (Asian bonytongue) is the source of this 2465-nucleotide messenger RNA. Its product is annotated as insulin-like growth factor II. The coding region runs from base 395 to 1030 and encodes 211 amino acids. Gene Ontology annotation, biological process: positive regulation of MAPK cascade; positive regulation of transcription by RNA polymerase II; regulation of muscle cell differentiation. Gene Ontology annotation, cellular component: extracellular region. Gene Ontology annotation, molecular function: growth factor activity; insulin-like growth factor receptor binding; hormone activity. The record is from RefSeq and is a predicted model, not a curated record. Lineage: Eukaryota; Metazoa; Chordata; Actinopteri; Osteoglossiformes; Osteoglossidae. The transcript is spliced from 4 exons.